ACUUUUUCGAAAAAAAAUCCAAACAGUCAUUAAUUUUGUUUUAAAAACAGCGAUUGACACAGAACAAAUAAUAAAAUGGCUUCUGCAUCAGGCUCAGGAGCAGCUGGUUCAAGUGACUGUGAGGGAGAGGAACAGGAUGACUCUUCUUCUUUUUCCAAUGAUCUGGCGGAAGUCAAUAAUAGUUUGAGUCAAAUCCGCAUUGAUAAUAAAAGUGGGAACAAAAAUUAUGAGGAUGAGCUGUCUGCUUUCCGACAACAGUGGCAACGUGAGUUGGAGUCUACUCCAUCUCCACAAAGAGAGGCAAAAAACCCAGUGCAAGUUGAGGAUGCUCCACAAACUGAGGAGGAAAAGGCUAAAGAACUGUUCCUACGUGGUGUGGAAAUGGAGCGUGGUGGGAAGCUAUAUGAAGCGAUACAGCACUAUAAACGAGCUAUACAAAUCCUGCCUGAUGUGGAGAGCAGGCUUUACGAUGGCAGUGAAGUGAGAAUGGACACUCCAGUGGAGGAAUCUGAAAAUGAGGAAAUAUGCAACAAUAAUGAAGAAGAUAGUGAUGAUGAUGAUGCAGUCGAGGGUGAAGAUCUACUGGCUCGGCUUCAGAGAAUUGUGGCGCGGAAAGGGUAUCUCUGUCAGCCGCAGUUUCCUACUAAGGGUGGUCACAUCUCGUGGCUGCCGUACGAGGUGGUGCAGCUGGUGCUGCGCUGGGUGGUGAGCGCGGAGCUGGACGCGGGCUCGCUGGAGCGCGUGUCGGCGGUGUGCCGCGGCCUGCACGUGGCGGCGCGCCAGCCGGACGUGUGGCGGGACAUGUGCGUGCGCACCUGGGGCAUCGAGUGCGGCACCCCGCGCACGCACGGGUACCCCAGCUGGAGGCAAAUGUACAUAGAGCGGCCGCGGCUGAACCUCAACGGGUGCUACAUCAGCAAGACGACGUACCUGCGGCACGGCGAGAACAGCUUCCAGGACCAGUUCUACCGGCCGUGGUACCUGGUGGACUAUUAUCGGUACCUCAGGUUUUUCCCGGAAGGCCUGGUGUUAUCCUGGACAACUGCGGACGAGCCGGCCCAGUGCGUGGGACACCUCAAGUACAGAACCCCGAAGCAAUCGCUUGGCAUCGUCGCAGGACAUUAUAGGCUUGUGGGGGAUAAGGUGGUGGUAGUUAUAAAGAAGACAAAUAGCGGCAAGAAAGUGAACCAGCCCACUUACACGAGGUUCAAGUCGCGGCGGAAGGAGGCGGCCGACGUGCACGAGCAAAUAUUUCAUAUGGAGUUCGAGUUGCGCAGCGCGCGGGCGCGGCGCAACGGCGUGCUGGCGUGGCGGCACUACGGCGUGCGUGCGCGCGCGCAGUGGAGCGCGCUGGAGCUGGCGCCCGGCAAGUUCCCGCCGCUGUGCUUCAGCCGCGUGCGCGCCUACACCGCCGACGCCGACGCGCCGCUCGCCCGCUCCCCGCGCUGACGCGCCGGUGCUCUCUCUGCCCCUCGCGCGGUGAGUCUCACCGCUCUGCUC
This is a messenger RNA of Zerene cesonia (dogface butterfly), 1500 nucleotides long. Its product is annotated as F-box only protein 9. NCBI's taxonomy places the organism in Eukaryota, Metazoa, Arthropoda, Insecta, Lepidoptera, Pieridae. The coding region runs from base 76 to 1449 and encodes 457 amino acids. Gene Ontology annotation, molecular function: protein binding. The record is from RefSeq and is a predicted model, not a curated record. The transcript is spliced from 10 exons. Gene Ontology annotation, biological process: SCF-dependent proteasomal ubiquitin-dependent protein catabolic process. Gene Ontology annotation, cellular component: SCF ubiquitin ligase complex.